AUGGCAGAUUCCAAGCCGAACCGCCAACUUCACCUGACGGCGUUUAUGCGACCAGUCUCACUACACACAGGGGCAUGGCGUUACCCCGGUUCAUACCCAGACGCCAACUUCAACUUCAAACACCUCACCCAGUUUGCACAGAAACUAGAAGCCGCUAAAUUCGAUGCCUUUUUCAUGGCCGAUCAUCUGGCUGUGUUGAACAUGCCGAUUGAAGCCCUCAAACGUAGCCAUACGGUUACCUCAUUCGAACCGUUUACGCUACUAUCAGCUCUGUCCGCGGUGACGGAAAGGAUUGGCCUUGCUGCGACGGCGAGCACGACCUACGAUGCUCCGUACCAUGUUGCCCGACGGUUUGCCAGUCUGGACCAUUUGAGUGGUGGGCGAGCGGCGUGGAAUAUCGUGACAACGGGAAAUCCGGAAUCGAGCAAGAAUUUUGGAUUCGACGAGCAUAUGGCUCAUAGCGAUAGAUAUAAGCGUGCCCGUGAGUUUUAUGAUGUUGUGACUGGACUGUGGGAUAGUUUUGCGGAUGAUGCUUUUACUCGUAAUGUGGAGACGGGCCAAUAUUUUGAUCCAGAGAAGCUGCACGUACUGGACCAUUCUGGAGAUGAGUUGAAAGUACGCGGGCCAUUGAAUAUUGCUAGACCACCUCAGGGAUGGCCGGUUAUUGUGCAGGCUGGGCAAAGUGAGCCUGGACGACAACUUGCAGCAGAAACGGCAGAGGUUGUGUUUUGCAGCCCUAAAGAUAUUGAAGCCGCAAAGGCUCUUUACGCGGAUAUUAAGGGACGGGUGGAAAAAGUCGGACGAAAACGAGAACAUUUGAAAAUCUUACCCGCAGCACUGAUCAUUGUUGGAGAGAGCAAGCAGGACGCCCAGGAGAAGAGGCUCAAUUUGGAUAGCCUCGUACAUUAUGAUAGUGCAAUUUCAUCCUUGUCGGUGGCCCUGGGAGUUGAUGUCAGUCAUCUUGACCCAGAUGGCCCUCUGCCAGACGAUCUCCCAGAGACAAAUGGAAGCAAGACGGGCAGAGAUGGUGUUGAACUACUGGCCAAGACAGAGGGUCUUACGAUACGUCAGCUUGCUCAACGAUAUGGAGGAUACUCUGGGUUAGCGUUCUUGGGCUCACCAAGCGAGAUAGCCGAGGAGAUGGAAAAGUGGCUCAAAGAGGAUGCCUCAGAUGGCUUUACAUGCACAUUUCCAUUCUUGCCUCAGGGAUUGGAAGAGGUGACCGACAAAUUGAUUCCGGAACUGCAACGAAGAGGCCUUUUCCGUCAAGAUUAUACAGGCUCAACGUUGCGUGAACACUUUGGCCUACCCAGACCGGAGAAUCAAUUCUUUACCAAGGAUUGA
Talaromyces marneffei is the source of this 1344-nucleotide messenger RNA. RefSeq lists its product as uncharacterized. The transcript has a single exon. The record is from RefSeq and is a predicted model, not a curated record. Gene Ontology annotation, molecular function: oxidoreductase activity, acting on paired donors, with incorporation or reduction of molecular oxygen; monooxygenase activity. Bases 1 to 1344 code for a protein of 447 amino acids. NCBI's taxonomy places the organism in Eukaryota, Fungi, Ascomycota, Eurotiomycetes, Eurotiales, Trichocomaceae.